This is a messenger RNA of Rubroshorea leprosula, 1429 nucleotides long. The record is from the annotation of a GenBank genome assembly. Lineage: Eukaryota; Viridiplantae; Streptophyta; Magnoliopsida; Malvales; Dipterocarpaceae.
AAGACACUUCAUCCAACUUUCUUGUUGUAAUUGGUGCGUACCAAACACCAUGGCCACCAUACCGGAAGAAGCAGAGCCGCCUUGGGAAGAGCUUCUGGGCAGUAACAACUGGGACACUCUUCUCGACCCGCUCAACCUCUCCCUCCGCCAACUCAUCCUCCGCUGUGGCGACUUCUGUCAGGCCGCCCACGACGCCUUUAACAACGACCAGUACUCCAAGUACUGUGGCUCCAGCCGCUACUGUAAGUCGACUUUCUUCCACAAAGUCAUGCUCGAAUCUGCCUCCGAUUAUGUCGUCUCCUCCUUCCUUUACGCCACUGCUCGCGUCAGCCUCCCCGAAUCCUUCCUCCUCCACUCCAAGUCUCGUGAGAAAUGGGACCGCGAGUCAAACUGGGUCGGUUACAUUGCCGUGACUUCUGAUGCAAGAACAAAAGCCUUGGGUCGCCGCGAGAUCUACGUCGUUUGGCGCGGUACCAACAGGAAGUACGAGUGGGUCGAUGUCCUCGGUGCAGAGCUCACAUCCGCUGAAUGUCUGCUGCAUCCAAUUACUGAUCAGAGCAAAUUAAUUAAAUCAGACAGUGGCGGAGGUAACAUGCUGGGUUGCUUCCUCCAAUUACUCUGCGGUUGCAGAGACGACGACAAGGAGAAGACCCCUAAAGUGAUGCUGGGUUGGCUGACGUUAUACAUCUCCGAUGAUCCAAAAUCGCAAUUCACCAAACAAAGCGCAAGGACCCAACUUCUGAGUAAGAUCAAAUCCUUGAUUGAGGAAUACAAAAAUGAAAAUCCGAGCAUCAUAUUCACCGGACACAGUCUGGGGGCUUCAUUGUCCGUCGUUAGUGCAUUGGAUGUGGCACAGAACGUAACAGAUGAUAUUCCGGUGACUGCUUUUGUGUUUGGUUGUCCACGGGUCGGGAACAAGGCUUUCAAGGAAAGAAUAGAACGGCACAAAAACUUAAAUAUUCUUCACAUCCGAAACACCAUCGAUUUCAUACCCCAUUAUCCCACCAAAUUGUUGGGGUAUGUGUACAUUGGAACGGAGCUGGUGGUUGACACGAGGAAGUCGAAUUGCUUGAAGAAAUCGAAGAAUCCUGGAGAUUGGCAUAAUUUGCAGGCAUUGUUGCAUGUGGUGGCCGGGUGGAAUGGAGAGAAGGAAGAAUUUGAGCUCAAGGUGAAGAGGAGCUUGGCACUGGUGAACAAGUCUUGUGACUUCCUCAAAGACGAGUACUCGGUGCCGGGGUCGUGGUGGGUGGAGAAGAACAAAGGGCUUGUGAGGAAUGAAGAUGGAGAGUGGUUGUGUGCUCCACCGGACGACGAUGACAUGCCGUUUCCUUGAAUUAGUUUGACCCUUUGAUUGGUGAGGGUUUUUUUUUUUUUUUUUUUUUUUUUGUAAUGUUAUAGUUAUAAUGGCAAAUAAUAUUGUAAACUUACA